Trifolium pratense (red clover) is the source of this 1458-nucleotide messenger RNA. Its product is annotated as alpha-galactosidase-like. Gene Ontology annotation, molecular function: hydrolase activity, hydrolyzing O-glycosyl compounds. The coding region runs from base 1 to 1245 and encodes 414 amino acids. The record is from RefSeq and is a predicted model, not a curated record. Gene Ontology annotation, biological process: carbohydrate metabolic process. NCBI's taxonomy places the organism in Eukaryota, Viridiplantae, Streptophyta, Magnoliopsida, Fabales, Fabaceae. The transcript has 15 exons.
AUGGCUAAGAUGAUGGUGCUUGCGGUUUUAAUGUUUGUUGUUUUCAUAAAUAUUUCAAGUGUUCCAUCAUCUUCAGCUGCUCGGUUAUUAGGGAACAAUAAUAAAACCAACAUAUCCAAUAUAGGAAAUAAGGUUAAGAGUUAUAUGUUACAAAAUGGACUUGGUCACACACCUCCCAUGGGAUGGAAUAGUUGGAACCAUUUUGGCUGUGAUAUUAAUGAAAGUUUAAUCCGAGAUACAGCUGAUGCAAUGGUGUCAACUGGUCUUGCUGCUUUGGGGUACAAAUAUAUUAAUUUAGAUGAUUGUUGGGCAGAACUUAAUCGAGACUCAAAGGGAAAUAUGGUUCCCAAGGCAUCAACAUUUCCUUCAGGAAUCAAAGCUCUAGCUCAUUAUGUUCAUAGGAGAGGCUUGAAGUUGGGAAUUUAUUCAGAUGCUGGAAAUUUUACUUGUAGUAAACGUAUGCCUGGAUCGCUUGGCCAUGAAAUACAAGAUGCCAAAACAUUUGCUUCUUGGGGAGUAGACUAUUUGAAGUAUGAUAAUUGUGAAAAUAAUGGUAUAAGUGUUAGAGAAAGGUACCCGCCAAUGAGUGAAGCCUUGUUAAAAUCUGGAAGGCCAAUUUUCUUCUCUAUGUGUGAAUGGGGAUGGGAAGAUCCAGCAACAUGGGCAAAAAGUGUAGGAAAUAGUUGGAGAACAACAGGAGAUAUUGAAGAUAAUUGGAAUAGCAUGACUACUAUAAUAGAUGCAAAUGACAAAUGGGCAUCUUAUGCUGGACCAGGAGCAUGGAAUGAUCCUGAUAUGCUCGAAGUUGGAAAUGGAGGCAUGACUACAGAGGAAUAUCGUGCACAUUUCAGCAUUUGGGCAUUAGCUAAGGCUCCUUUAUUAGUUGGUUGUGAUAUUCAAGCAAUGGAUAAUACAACAUAUGAAUUGAUAACCAACUCUGAAGUUAUUGCAGUAAACCAAGACAAACUUGGAGUUCAAGGAAAGAAAGUCAAAAGCAACAAUGAUUUAGAGGUGUGGGCAGGUCCUCUAAGUAAAAAUAAAUUAGCAGUAGUCUUAUGGAAUAGAAGUUCAUCAAAUGCAACAGUGACUGCAUCCUGGUCUGACAUAGGCUUGGAACCAAACACUAUAGUUGAUGCAAGAGAUUUAUGGGAGCACUCAACACAAUCAUUGGUUUCGGGUGAAAUCUCUGUUGAGUUAGAUUCACAUGCUUGUAAGAUGUAUGUUCUAACACGUAAAAAGAUUUAAACUCGGGUGCAAAAGAAGAAAAUAAACAAGCGCCGUCAGUUCUUGACUCGUACUAUGUUGGCAAAUCAAUCACUUGUUUAUUGCGAAUAAAGGGGAGGGACAAAUAAAGAAAUAUGUUAAACUAUUUCAUCUUGAAAUGUAAGAAUAAAUGUACAAGUCAUGUUGUCAAUGAGCUUCUAAAUGUAUUUGCAGUUAGAUGCAAUGUGAUCCAUU